GUUUAGUUGCUGAUGUUCUUUAUCUUCGUUUUAUGUUACAAUUUACGUACAAUUUACUAUUAUUAUAAUUGAAUUUCAUUUGAACGAUAUCAAUGUAAUAAAUUAAUUUUUUUUUGUUUAGUGUUUUAGUAAUUGAUAUAUAUUAAUGACAAAAUAUACUUUCAUCAUACUUUGAUUAUUUAUUUCAAGCAUUAACUUGUAGCGAAUAAAAUGGAUGCAAAACUACCAACGAAAAAGGCUAAUGAGUUUGCUAAUGAAUUGUUUGAAACAUGUAACUUAAAUGAAAUUGAAUCUUUACAAAAUACUUUAAAAAAAGAUGUUGAAAAAAAGGCAGACCAGCUUAAAUCACUAGUGAGUGAAAAAUAUAGGGAUCUCAUAGAUGCAGCAGAUACAAUUAGUUCUAUGGCAAUGAUAAUUAGUGAUAUAUCUAAUGUUACAGAAAAUAUAAUAAAAACAAAUCAAAUUAAUCAUAAUAUAACUCUGAAUAAUGGAGACAAUAUACUUGAUACAUUUGCUGUUCAGUCAAAACUUCUAAUUGAUCUUUCUGAACAAAUAUGGGAUUAUUUGAACUCUAGUAAUUAUUUAGCUGCUACUCAAUUGUUUCAGUUUGCUUCAGCUAUCAAAAUGAGUCUAAAUACAGAUAUAUCCAAAGGACUUAAAAAAAGUGAACCAUUUUUAGAUAGAGUUUGGUCUACAAUAUCUCAUUUUUCAACUACCAUAUCAGAUAAAACUAAAUUAGAAUUAUCUGGACCCAUUACUCCAGAAGAAGCUGCAUCCUGUUUUAUUACUUUAUCCAUACUAGAAGGUUUAGAUGAUCAUUCUUUAAUUAAAGAAUUUAUUAUAUUACGUUCAAAUAUGUUGCAAUAUACAUUAACAGAAGAAAGUUCAGUCGAAAAAAAUAUUGAAAAUAGUUCUAAAUUAAUUAUAAACACUAUUUAUAAUUUAUAUUUGUGUUUUACAAAUUAUGAUAUUUAUAACAGUGGUAUAAUAUACAUACAAAUCAAAGAAAUGUUGAGACGAGGACCAACUGUAUUAUCAUUAGUAGAUAUGGAUUAUUCAUUAAAUUUUGGACUUAUGUAUUUACCAAAGUCUAUUAAAGAAUUCAAAGUUGAUUGUAUGCUAUCUCCAAAUGAGUUGUCAAAAGAAUAUAUUACCAACAUUGUAACAAAUUGGUUAGAAUGGGCAAAACCAUUUGUUAAAAACAAAGUUGCAGACGUUCUGGAGAAUGUUGAAUCAAUUGCAACUCUUCGUAAUUUAAAUCAACUGUCAAUUGUGUACCCUCAGUAUUGGACUGGUAUAUCGGAACAAAUUUCAUUUGAAUCAGAUCUGUGGUCAGAAUUAUACUGUCCACUUUUUGCUCAAAAAACUAAAGUUUUAUUAACUAAUCACUGGGAAAAUAUUUUUCCUGUUGUUAUAUCAGACAUAAAUAAUGCCUUAAUUCAUCCAGAAGAACCUUACUUGCAAGAUAGUCUAUUUUCAGAUACAGAUGAAUAUUUAGAAACUCGAUCAAUAGGUUGUUCAGACAAAACAGCUAAAUUGUGUGAAUGUAUUGAAAAACGAAUUUUAUCAUUAGCAAAUAUGUUAAGUGAAUUAUAUUCAGAAGAUGAAGACCCAUGGGCUCUAAGACAACAUCAAGGAAACUGUUGUAACAAUUUUAUUAUUAGGUUGGGAAAAAGUAUGGUGCAGUUGGUUGAACAAGGACAAUUAACUGAAGAUGGCAUAUUGUUGAUUGCUAGAUUUUUAUGGUGUUUACCAGUAUUAUGUCCUACAAUAAAACAGUGUUUAGUAUCCUUGUACCAACAGUUUAACUUCUGGACAUCAUCAAAAGAAGAAAUUAAAAAUGCUUCCAUUAUUAUUUGGAAUAAAUGGGCGGAAGUAAUAACUAAUAGAAUGUUUGAUGGUUUAAAAGGAAAUAUUUUUCCAAUUACGCUUGGAGAACAACUUUCUACUAUUCCGAAAUGGGAAAUUUUGGAUAUGGAAAUUGAAAGAGAAAGCGGAGAACUAGUGGUGUCAAAAUUGCUAGUGCCUAAUCAACCUUCAUUUCCUUUGCAAAACUUCAUUCACAAUAUGAUUACAUGUCUAGCUUUAACAUUACCUCCAAAAUUUGUUCAAGAAAAAACUAUUGCUUUGUGCAUUGAAUGGAUAUUAACUGAAUAUCAUGAUAAUAGUGCACUAGAAACUACAUUGAAGUCUAGAUAUCAGAUACAAAAGUUAUUUGAUCUCAAGUAUAUCAAUCAACUUUUUGUUAGCAUUGAAAAUGAAAGAUUGUCAACUAUUUGUUCAGAGCAAAUAACAGCAGUUGAGAAUCAAAUUGAUCCAAUUAAUCUAGAUAUUCUUCAAGAAUAUAUAGUUAAAAAUGUAAAACGGGCUGUUGUUGCCACCAAAAGUAUAUUUGGAACUAUGUACCCAAGUCAAUUACCAUCAGAAUGUUCUGACGAAGCAAACAACUUGAUGUUUAGCACAUACAGAUUUAAAUUAUUUUUAAUCUCAGAUUCAUAAAUAUAUCUUGAUAAAAUA
Messenger RNA from Sipha flava (yellow sugarcane aphid), 2517 nucleotides. RefSeq names its product conserved oligomeric Golgi complex subunit 1 (gene Cog1). The transcript has 15 exons. Gene Ontology annotation, cellular component: COG complex; Golgi apparatus. Gene Ontology annotation, biological process: intra-Golgi vesicle-mediated transport. Lineage: Eukaryota; Metazoa; Arthropoda; Insecta; Hemiptera; Aphididae. Bases 211 to 2499 code for a protein of 762 amino acids. The record is from RefSeq and is a predicted model, not a curated record.